CUUCGUUCAUGUCGAAUUUUUUUGCUUCCAUUUAAGACAGAGUAAUUUGGCGCAGGAGUGUCUGAUUAUCACAAAUUUGGUGUGUGGAGGCGCGGUCUCCAGGACUUCGAGCCUGAUGCGUCUUUUACACGGCUGAGUCAGUCAGCCUGCAUUUUUGAUGGAAAACUCACAUAAAUCAGGCUGUAACACGGGAUAUUUCGCAAUCCUUUAGUUCUGAGAGGUGCAUGUUCAUGUCUCAUUCUAGUACAGGGAGGCUGCAAUAUGUCCAGUCUCACAAUGCUUUCUCCAAGCCUUACUUCGUCCGCUUUCCCACUUCCACACUUCCAAAGGCCCUGUUGGCGAUUGUAUUGCGGUCUCCUCAGCGACGGUUUCUAAAGCUUUGUGAGCUACCUGAGGCUGGCUAUCUGACAGGACUCGAGCAAUUGCAUUGUCUGUCUGGACCCAUUGUCCUGGUACAUCGUCAGCUAGAAGCCUCUACACGCAAUUCUGCGUUAUCAUCGGUGUUGAGGCGAGCUCUCCAAAUAUUAAGUCAAUGCUAUUCCAAAUUGUUAUCGACCUAUCAAAGUUCACCUAGAACCUUGUCGUAUCUACGGAUGCUUUUCUAUUUCCGCAUACUACCAACCGUUCAAGAACACACGGGCACUUGUACAUCAAACUACAUUCUCAAGCCUGUAUCAUUUUUGAUUGAUGAAUUCGCGCGUUGUCUCAGAUACUGGGUUGCAUCACACAAUCAGGCGACUUUUCAGGGGAGAGGGGAGGAUGACACGAGUGAUACACCACUGACGAGGUCGUUAGGACGUUCCAUCUUCAGCUGCAUUGUUCCUGAGUCUAGAUUCGCUCAACCAUCCUCAAGCUUCAGCACUUUCUCGGACCUGUACUAGAUAGCGCUCACUGGCGUAACAUACUACCGAGCGCUGCUCGUCACGUCAUCCUCGCCGAUCAUCGCAUUGUACUCCUUGCAACCAAUUCUCUGCGUCUUUCGGACAAACGUGUACCUCACACGAAUUGGUGCACGAUGUAAAUGCCAUCGUAUUCAAAUUCACUGGGACUCGCUAAGGUGACUUUCAACAUCAACUAACACCCCUGAAAAUUCUUGUCGAAG
Messenger RNA from Laetiporus sulphureus 93-53, 1102 nucleotides. RefSeq lists its product as uncharacterized. The coding region runs from base 225 to 881 and encodes 218 amino acids. NCBI's taxonomy places the organism in Eukaryota, Fungi, Basidiomycota, Agaricomycetes, Polyporales, Laetiporaceae. The record is from RefSeq and is a predicted model, not a curated record. The transcript is spliced from 6 exons.